ACUAAGGACCUUGUCCAGAUAAAUAUCCCACACAGUCGAGCAGCUCGUCAUUCUCCAAGAAGGCAAGACCACAACUGGUGGCCAAAGCAACAUGGCUCCAUCACUUCUUGCAGCAGCAGGAGGACUUCUGUUACUUUUCUCCUUCUCAUCGGCACAAAUCAGAGGAGACAACAUUGCAUCAUGCACCCCAAAUGACGGCUUUGGAAAGUACUGUCCUACUACAUGUGGAGUGAGUGAUUACCUGCUGAGGUAUAUGCCAGGGGUGAACAAGGAUUUGGACAAUUUGCUACGAGAACUUGAAACAAUUGCCAAUUUGACCCAGGGGGCCGAAUUAACUGUUGUCAACAUGAAAGAUUCUGCUACUUCAGCUCAAAAGAGUUCCCCAUCAGACUCAUACUUCAAAAAGUCCUCAAGUAUGCUGGAUGAUGUUGCUCGAUUUGAAAAGACCAUCAUCACACAGGAACAGCAAAUGUUUGAACUUCAGAAUUUAAUUUCAUCCAAUGAGAGGAGAAUGGCAGAUUUGAAACAACUCUCCGUUGAGCUGAAGCAGAGAUGCAGUGAGCCCUGCAAAGACACAGUUGAGAUCCAGCCCACCACUGGGACAGACUGUCAGGAUGUUGCAAACAAAGGUGCCACCACCAGUGGUCUUUACUAUGUGAAGCCAGCAAAAGCCACAGAACAGUUCCUGGUCUAUUGUGAGAUUGACAACUUCGGACGUGGCUUCACAGUAAUACAGAGGAGACGUGAUGGCAGCGUGGACUUCCGCAAGGACUGGAUCCAGUACAAGAACGGCUUCGGUUAUCUCUCACCAGAUGACACAACUGAGUUCUGGCUUGGCCUAGAGAAGAUGCAUCUCUUGACUGCCACUUCAAGCAUGCCAAAUGUGCUCAGGAUAGAACUUGUUGACUGGGAGGGAAACAAAAAGUAUGCCGACUACAACAUGUUCAGAGUUGGACCAGAGAUCGACAUGUACCGUCUAACAUACGGCUUCUACUUUGGCGGUGAUGCUGGAGAUGCUUUCGAUGGCUAUGACUUUGGUGAUGAUCCCAGUGAUAAGUUCUACACGUCUCACAAUGGCAUGCAGUUCAGUACCCACGACAAGGACAAUGACAAGUACGAUGGCAACUGUGCUGCGCAGGACGGCUCCGGUUGGUGGAUGAACAGAUGUCAUGCUGCACAUUUGAACGGCAAAUACUACCAGGGUGGCAGGUACACGGAGAAGGAUGCAGGUGAAUUUGGCUACGACAACGGCAUUAUUUGGGUCACAUGGCACGACCGCUGGUACUCCCUGAAAGAGACCACCAUGAAGUUCAUUCCCCUCAGUCGCAUCACAGCAGGUGGUGGACAGCAGGCUGGGGAGAAACAGUUUGGUGGACUUGGAGAUGCUUAAAAUGUAGAUUAAUAUGGUUGUGGUCUGUUAAGGCUGCAGUUAAGGUGUUUAGUAAAACAGCACUGAAAUCGCCUUAAAUGAAAUAACACGCCUCCUUGGAAGAUCUCUGAUGUGUCCAUGUUUUGCUGAUCUGACCCAGCAUGGACACUGAUGUUUACAUUUUUCCUUUUCAUCUUCAGCUUUGGCUAAUGCACUAACCAGAUAUGGAUUGUCAUUACUACUUCAUUGGACAGUUUUAGUUUGGACUGAAUGGCUGCCAGUCUGGAGACACAAUCUAGUAAAGUCCAUAUGGCAAGCAGCUGUUUUGUGAAACUAUAUGGAGAUGAGACAAAAGCACCUGGUGAAAAGAAAUAAUCAAAAAUGCUAAAAUAAGAUAUAUGUCUGAAUUGACUGCAAAACCAGAAAUAUACACCUGUAUGUAAUGCAACAGGCUUGAAAUAAAUACCAUUUUAAAUGUA
Micropterus salmoides (largemouth bass) is the source of this 1848-nucleotide messenger RNA. Its product is annotated as fibrinogen gamma chain-like. The transcript is spliced from 9 exons. Lineage: Eukaryota; Metazoa; Chordata; Actinopteri; Centrarchiformes; Centrarchidae. Gene Ontology annotation, molecular function: signaling receptor binding. Gene Ontology annotation, cellular component: fibrinogen complex. The record is from RefSeq and is a predicted model, not a curated record. Gene Ontology annotation, biological process: blood coagulation; platelet activation; protein polymerization. Bases 92 to 1390 code for a protein of 432 amino acids.